This is a messenger RNA of Cydia pomonella (codling moth), 2669 nucleotides long. RefSeq lists its product as uncharacterized. Bases 693 to 2660 code for a protein of 655 amino acids. The record is from RefSeq and is a predicted model, not a curated record. Gene Ontology annotation, cellular component: nucleus. Gene Ontology annotation, biological process: regulation of transcription by RNA polymerase II. NCBI's taxonomy places the organism in Eukaryota, Metazoa, Arthropoda, Insecta, Lepidoptera, Tortricidae. The transcript is spliced from 16 exons. Gene Ontology annotation, molecular function: RNA polymerase II cis-regulatory region sequence-specific DNA binding; DNA-binding transcription factor activity, RNA polymerase II-specific.
GGCCUCAUUUGCACGAGCGUUUUUAGAGCUUCACUCAAUUUUCCGAUCUAUUGGGCCCAACAGACAGAGUGAAAUGAAGCGAGAGUUAGAAUAUGCAACCCAUAGAGGUACAAUAAUAUAGAGACGAAUUGAGGGAGGGGGGAGAUGACCGAACGAGAUGCUCUUACGAAACUUUCAGUAGGAGAAGCAGAGAAAGCGCUAUUAUUGUUGUCCUUUCAAAUCCUGAGUAAUGUCAAGGUUUUUUGUUGACCACCGUUUUUAUGGUGUGUAACAAUGGAUCCAACCAAAUUACGUAGGUUGUCUUGGGUAUGGUGUCAGGUAUGUUGAAAUGUGUUUUUAAUUUUGUCGCAUUGCUCACGGGCGCACGCGGUAUACAUCUAUACGAUCCUACUAUGUCGAAGUCGAACGAAACCCAAUGUGACACUAGUGACAGCUCAGAUAGCUGUCAAAUUUAGAAUAGCAAAUCGAUUGUUAUUGUUACUGACUGAAAUUUUGCAAAAUAUAGUAUUUUGUUUAUUUUUAUUUCGAUCGAAUUCUGAUAUUAACCAAUUCAUAAACGGAUAAAUGACUUAUAAUUCACGUUUAGUCUUCGUGUUCCUUGUUUAACGUGUUAUAUACCGAAAACCGUUUGUUUCUUCGUCUUAGCUCGGUGACCAAAAAUAAAUUAAAAUUUAAACUACAGUUUUUUUUUAAUGAUGGAUAAAGAGAACUAUGAAACAUACGAAUUCAUGCCUGCACCUGGGAGUAGUGCAGAAGCGGAACCCUAUCAGUUCUUUGUUGUGCAAGACGAUGGGACGUUUCUUAUUAACAGACAAGUGCAAUAUGUGACACAAGUGCAAGACACCCAGGAAGUUCUAGAGGGAGAGCAAGCCUGCACCAUGCUGGAUGUGGCUCCACAGCAGUUCUAUGUUGACAUUGACACUACUACUGAAAUGAUCUCUGUACCAGACCAGUUCAGCAUACCAGAAGGAACCAACAACUUGUAUGCUAACAGCUACCUUUUGCAACCUGAAACUGAGGCUCCUGUAGAUCAGGUAAAAGUUGAACUAAAACCAAUCUUGCAAGCAGAUAAUUCUGUCAUUGAAACUAAUAAGCAGGAUGUUUUGGCAGGAAAUAGUUUAACAGAGAUAACUCUGACAGAUGAGCAGUAUCAUAUAUUAGAACAGAAAGGUUGGAUCUUACUAGAAACUAACGAGAAGGUGUAUGUCCUAGACACUUUAGGGCUACAUGACAUAACUAAUAAUGAAAAAUUAAUACAAAAACUUAAAACAGAAGAUACCGCUCCUAAUAGUAUAUCUGAAGCCAGGGUAACUGAAACUGAACCCGGCUUGUUAAAGAUAGAGUAUCCACCACUAAGCGAAAUGGAUAUGGAGAAACUGAAUUGUGCCCAGAAUGAAAGCAAGGUAGAACUAGUAGAAGAUACAUCAGAUUUAGCUUUAAUGGUGGAUGACAAUAUUGAUAAUAAAGAUCAAGAAAUUGAGAAAUCUCAAUGGGAAGAGAAACCUAUCGCAGAGAAAACUGACACUCGUAAUAAACCGGUGGAAAACCUUUACUCCGGGGUUUGCGAUAACUGGAAAGAUGAGAAUGUUUUACGAAUACGCACUGACUUCUGUCUAAAAGAUAUUCCAUAUAAGAUUAUAUUAGGAAAAACUAAAAAUGGAAAGAGGCUGGUUUGCCGGGUCAUCAAAUCAGACGAAAAUGUUGCCAAAGAAACUCAACAUUCCGAUGCAGACUUAGAUAGCAUUUCUGACUCGAUUGGUUCUAGCGAUUUGGGCGACGACAAAUUAGACAGCAUAUUCAGGAUGUGCUUCACGGAGAGCACCGUGAAAUACAGCACCGAGGACGUGGCGUUCGCCGAGAAGGUCAUCAGGAACCUGGUGCGGCUGCCGGCGGUCAAGCCCGCUGUGGCCAACCGGAACGUGCUCGUUACUAAGGUAGUGGUGACACAUGAAGAUGCAAAUCUUAUAGAGAGCCUGCCCACGCUGGUGACUGGAGAAGUGGUGUCCACGGAUAAUAAAACUUGGCGAUUCGUUCACCGGCCAGAAUUAUACGCCACUGCGAAAGAUGAACUCUCACAAGCACUAGACAACUACACUGGAGUGGACCACAAUUUUCUGCACAUUCACAUCCACGAGAUUCGACUGCAAGACAUUGUGCGGACGUCGGUCACUUUGAAUAAACGACGUCUGGAACUAUCAAGCACGCAGCAUUCAGAAAGGAUAUUUAUACCAGCUCUGCCGCUGAAUGCCUCCACCGAUGCAGAGCCGGAGAACACCAUGUUCGGCUACGCCUGUGGCACCUGCGCAGCGAUAUUCAGAUCAGAGAGCGAUCUCAACACACAUCGAGAGACGCAUAAAAUGGACACUGAUGACAAAUUGACCAUAGACACUCUAGAAGAAAAUUACAACAAAAAUGGAAUCCUUGUUCUAUCCGAUCCCCUCAAUAAAACUAGAACGUUUGCCUGUAUGCAAUGUAACGCCAAGUUCCAAAGGUUAAACAACUGUCAGAGACAUGUGAAAACCCACAUGGCGCCCGUGGACAGCGAAAACCCAGAUGCCAAGAAAAGGGUAUACAAAUGUAAAAUAUGCUACAGUUUCUUUCACCAUGCUCCCACGCUGUUGAAACAUAUUAUGAAGAGCCAUAUUAAAGUGGAUAAAUAAUUUAAAAAA